This is a messenger RNA of Boleophthalmus pectinirostris (great blue-spotted mudskipper), 2764 nucleotides long. Its product is annotated as titin-like. Lineage: Eukaryota; Metazoa; Chordata; Actinopteri; Gobiiformes; Gobiidae. The record is from RefSeq and is a predicted model, not a curated record. The coding region runs from base 74 to 1879 and encodes 601 amino acids. The transcript is spliced from 12 exons.
GCUCUCACGCUCCUCGCUCCUCUUUCUUGUUGUCAGCUUCACUUUCUGGUGCCCAUCACAGCUCAAAAGCAACAUGCCCAGCAAGAGAAAGAAGAACAAGCGCCGCAUGCGCAGGGUGCAAGCCCAGAGGAGACUUCUGGAGGAGCAGUAUGCAGCCUCUCCGCCAGUCAAAGCAAGUCCUGCCUUAGCUGUAGGUGCACCUGGAACGGUUUCCAAAAAAACUGCUAAAAAGCCCAAGCCAGUUCCUCCAAAAGCCCCUGAAGUUGUCUCUAAAGUCCCAGAAGUGGUCUCCAUCGUACCAGAAGCAGUUCCUAUUGUGGAGGUCGCUAAAGUUUUACCAAAAGUUGAGCCACCAAAAGAGAAACCAGUUCCAGUGCCAGCCCCAGUUGAAAUUGAGGUACCAGCUGAACCAGAGCCGGCCCCAAUCAAGGUUGAGGUACCAGCAGAACCAGAACCAGAGGUCGUGGUCCUACAGCAGAUUCCAGUAGAAGUGGAGAUCCCUGAAGUUCCUGCCCCAGUCAUCACAGAAGAACCUAUCGUCAAAGAGGAACCAAUCACCAUAGAGGAACCAGUCAUUACAGAAGAACCAAUCACUAUAGAGGAACCUGAAAUCCUAGAGGAACCUACCAUAGAUGCAUCACCCGUGGAAACAGCUACAAUUGACGUAGCUGUUGUCCAAGAAGAGGAGGAAAUUGAAGAGCCAAUUAUUCCUGAAACAGAACCAAAAAUUGAGGUCCUAGCAGCAGAAGUACCGGUGGCCACUCCUGCUGAGAUACAGGUCGUUGAAGAAACUGCAGUUAUCACAGAAAUUGAACAGACGCAUGGUGUGUGUGAACCAGAGCCCCCAGUGGAGGCCCAGGUCACAACUUUCACUGAAGAAGAAAUCACUGUUGCCGACGACAACGUUGAAGAGCCAAUCACAGAACAAAUCGAAGAAUCAUUGGAGUCUGUUGAGGAAACAGAAGUGGUAGAAGUUGUGACCAUAGUUACUAAAGCUGAAGCUGAAAUCGAAGAAGUGUGCUCUCAAAGUGAUGAAAUUGACCAAGACCAAUCUGUGGAUAGCUGCUCUGUGGAGGUUGCAGUGGAUGAGACAGAAUCUGUUGAGCCUGAAUUAGUUGAACCCGAACCAACAGAACUGGAAGAAGUUCUCAACGUGACUGAGCCAGAUGUUGAGGCCGAUGUUGAAGAAGUGUCCUCUGAAUCUGAAGAGAGUGAUGAGGAGGAGGAGCCGGUCGAGGUGGCCGUAGAUGAGCCUAAAUGUGUUGUACCCGAACCAGCAACAGAAGUGACUGAAGUUGAGGUUGUCACACAAGUGGUGGAGUGUGUGGAGAGUGGAUCUGUGUCUGAGGAGGAAGAGGAGGAGAGUUGUUCAUCUGAAGAAGAGGAAGAUGACUGUGAGAUGGAGGUGUUGCCUGAAGAAACUCCUGCAGAGACUAAUCAGAUCACACAGGAUGCACCCAUUCCAAAUGGGGGACUCUCUGUGGAACCUGAUGCUCUUCCUCUGCCUCCACUAACCGCCGCUCCAGAGCCUGUUACUCAGAUAGAGGAGGCUCCAGUGGACACAGCUGACGUGAUGGUGGAUGACUUUGUUGUCACAGACACUUCUGCUGAGGUGAUUGAACCCACAACCAUUGAACUGUUGCCUGUUUUUGAGAAGCCAACAGUGGCAGUGUGUGAGAUCUUUGGCCUUGGACCUGCAAAGACAGUGCCUGAGCCAGAGCUGGACACAUCCACAGAAGAAGUGCUCACUGAUGACGCUGCAGACAGCUUAGAGACAUGUCCGAUGGAGGAAGCAUCACUAACCAAUACUUCAGUUAACAUGUUUGUGGAAACAGAGUGGAUAAAACAGACUCCAGAGGUUUCAAGUCUUGAAAUUUAGACCCAUAUGAACACACUUUGUUUUUUUAUUCCCCUCAGUAAUUUUGGAGGACUUUAGAGGUUUGGCGCAGAUCAACCUACUGAAUUUUGUAUUUUGAGUUUAUUGGGAUGUUCAGGAUAUUGCAUGUCCCUCCACACUUUGAAGUGCCUUUCUCACCCUGGUUCCUGCCGGACUCCAGACCAGAUGUCAACCUGUGAGAAGAAUCACAUCUGAAACUGCCCCAGAAUGUUUGCCACUCAUAUGAAAAAUCUGCACAACACAUUCAUAAAAAUUCAACUCUUAUUAUUUUGUUAACAUCUUACAAAUACAAAUUCCUAGUUACCUCCUAUUUGGAAAAAAAGAAAAUAUUAUUUGAAAAACUGUUGGAAUUUAUCACAAAGUAUUACCACUCACCAUUCAAGUUUUCCUACUGUUGAAUUUCAAGUAUUCAUUCAUGAAGGAAGAUGGGAAGUAUUCUGUAUUCUGUAUUCUGAUGUCCUUUCCAAUGCCAUUUUCACACAUUGUUUUUCUGUUCAUCCUCCAGUUCUUUUAGAAUAAGAACCGAUUGUGUAAAGCUAGAUUUCUUACAAGUUUAGGAUUACUAGCCACCGCUGCUGGAGAGUAAUGUUUUUUAAGCAUGAACUCAAUUUUCUUAUUCGAUUUGUAUGGACCAGAGGAGGCGAUACGGUUCUGUGUUUUAUGUUAAUUGCUGAGCUUUAAACGUUCUUUUUUUUAAGAAUCACCAAGGUUGACAUAUUCUUUUAAGUUUAUAGCCUUUGGAAUAAACCUUUAAUUUUUGUGGUAAUGAGUACAAAAUGUUUCCUUAAAAUACACACAUUGUUUACAUUGUAUACAAUUCAGAUGUAUACAGUUCAGUUCUGCAAUAAAAUUUAUCAAAAAUAAAAA